Molecule: messenger RNA, 1775 nt
Organism: Hydra vulgaris (swiftwater hydra)
Lineage: Eukaryota; Metazoa; Cnidaria; Hydrozoa; Anthoathecata; Hydridae
Product: MFS-type transporter SLC18B1
Biological process (GO): transmembrane transport
Molecular function (GO): transmembrane transporter activity
Source: RefSeq, a predicted model, not a curated record
UUAGAUUCUAAUUAUUACAGAUUUGUGAUGUAAAAAUUCUUUUAUUUAAAUGGUACUGUUAUAACAAAUUUUUUAUUUUCAAUUACAUACAUUAGAGAUAACAUAUUUCAAUGAAUAGAGGUGGUUUUAGUUUUGAUAAUGCUACUCUAGAAGCAUUAUUGGAAAAUGUAUUACACCAAAAGUAUACAUAAUCAAUAUUCUAGUAUUUCAUUAGAUAUUGUCAGAAAUCCUUCAGAUGAAAGUAUUGAUUAUGUUAUUUUAUCAGAAGCAGAAGUAUUUGAUUCUGAGAAUACGCCUCUGUUUAAAAAAAAGCUGAUUAAAAAUAAGAAAGACCUACUUGUUAUAAUUUCAAUGGGAUUGAUAUUUUUUGUUGGCCAAACUGCAAAUUCUGUUAUUGCACCUUUCUUCAGUUUAGAGGGUGUGAAGAAAAAUGUUUCUCUAACAAUAUCUGGACUUAUUUUUACAGUAUAUCCUCUUGUUGUUUUUAUACUUUCUCCAUUUAUUGGAAAAUAUAUGCCAUUGAUUGGUGUUAAGUUUUUACUAAUUGCUGGUUGUUUUGUAGAAGGAACGACAGAAAUUCUGUUUGGUUUUUUAGGUGACAUUAAUGAUCGUGUGACUUUUGAAUCAUUUUGUUUUGUUGUUCGAUCAUUUACUGCUGUUGGAAAUGCAGCUUCUUCUACAGCAGCUAUUUCUAUACUCAGUCACACUUUUCCAGAAAACAUGUCUACUGUAUUUGGUGUUUUAGAGCUUUUUACUGGUCUUGGAUUUAUGACAGGGCCACCUCUUGGUGGCUUUUUAUAUCAGUAUGGUGGCUUCAAAUUACCUUUUCUUGUCACUGGCUCAAUGGUACUAGUUGUUGUGUUUGUGGUGUUUUGGGUAUUACCUUCUGAAAGUGCUUACCAAGAUCAAUCCUAUGAUAAAGUGGCGGAAAAAAAAAUUGAGACUGGAUCUUUGCUUCAAACUAUAUUUGUUCCUGGUAUACUUAUUUUAGCUGUUACUCGUGUAUUUGGUUCUAUGGUAAUUGCUUUCCUUGAUCCAACAAUCACAUUGCAAAUCACAUCUUUAAAUAAAAACAUUUCUCUGCAAAAAAUUGGGUUGAUUUUUUUGCUACCAGCUGUAUUUUAUGCUUUGUCUGCACCAUGUGUUGGAUAUUUAACUGAUAAAAAGCUUAAUGGGCGAAAUGUGAUAAUUAGUGGUGCUUUUUUUGUUGGUACUAUAUACUUGCUUCUUGGUCCCUCUCCUUUGUUGUCGUCAUUUAUUCCAAGGAAGUUGUAUAUUUUAUUGAUUGCAGUUGGAGCAUUAGGGUUAGGUGUAUCUUGCUUCCUUGUACCUAUUUUAUCUAAUAUGCAUCGAGCAGGAAGUAAGGUCGGAUUGCCUGAAACAAUGGGAACAAAAACAGUGAUAUCAGGGAUAUUCAACAGCUGUUUCAGCAUUGGUUCAGUAAUUGGACCAACUCUUGGUGGCUUUCUCACCGAACAUUUCUCAUUUCAGUGGGCUUCAACAAUAUUUGGGUUUUCAGUAAUAAUUCUGGGAUUUUUGUUGCUGCUAUUCACAGUGCUUGAAUCCAGAUCAAGAAAAUCAAUUUUGUUAUCCAGAAAGAUCUAUGUUACACCCGAAGGAUCAAAUACACAACAAUUACAAACUCAUCCGCUGAAAAUUGGAGUUGAGAAUCUGACUACUGCUGAAUGAUUAUUACAAACUUUUUAUGGUGUUUGAAUGGUGUAUAAAGCGUCUUGUUGCAAACUAAUAAAAUUUAAAAUAUUCCAACUUCAUAA